This is a messenger RNA of Orcinus orca (killer whale), 2013 nucleotides long. It is a transcript of the gene ALKBH4, whose product is annotated as alkB homolog 4, lysine demethylase. Gene Ontology annotation, cellular component: midbody; contractile ring. NCBI's taxonomy places the organism in Eukaryota, Metazoa, Chordata, Mammalia, Artiodactyla, Delphinidae. Gene Ontology annotation, molecular function: oxidoreductase activity; actin binding; demethylase activity. Gene Ontology annotation, biological process: protein demethylation; oxidative demethylation; actomyosin structure organization. The transcript has 3 exons. The coding region runs from base 782 to 1681 and encodes 299 amino acids. The record is from RefSeq and is a predicted model, not a curated record.
CGUGGAUGCAGUCCGACCACAGCUCACCUCUGGAACCCGGGGGGAGUCUGACAGCAAACGUAGCCCCCCCGUGUCUGGGGCUGGAAGCUUCAGGGGCUCGUGGUUAGACGACACGGAGAGAGUAGGGGGUGCUGAAAACCAGGGCAGAGGGCCCCAGAAGGCCUUGGACGGAAACGGGCAAGGAGGAAACUCAUUCCAACGAAUUAACAAAAAAGGACUCAGAGGCUUUGAGCGGGGCAAGGGCCUUCCAGCCGGGCCAAGGCCUGGGGAAGGCGGAUGAUGCUUCAGGUGAGGAAGAUGAGGUCGGUGGGGCCUGACCACGGAAGGCGGGCGGGACCUGUUCUGAGGGCCAUGCGAGCUCUCGAGGGUUUUAAAGGAAGUUACCUGUGAAUUUUAGAAAGAUCCUGGGAAGGGGAGGGGUGGAUAGGAAGGAAAGGAGGCUGGGAAGCCAGUGAAGAAACUGUCACAGUGUCCGUGACAAAAGCUCAGAACGUCCUGUGAAAAACAGUGGCGGUUCCUCAGAAAAUUAAAUGUAGAGCUACCAUAUGACCCAGCAAUCCCACUUCUGGAUAUGGUCCCAAAAGAAUUGAAAGCAGGGUCAUGAAGAGAUAUCUGUACACCCAUGUGCAUAGCAGUUACUCACAAUAGCUAAAAGGUGGAAGCAGCCCAAGUGUCCACGGACAGAUGAAAGGAAGAACAAAAUGUGGUCCAUCCGUACAGUGGAAUAUCAUUCAGUCCUAAAAAAGGAAGAAAGGAAAGUGUGGCACGUGCCACCACACAGAUGAACCCUGAGGACGUUAUGCUGAGUGAAAUACGCCAGUCGGAAGACAUACCGUAUGAUUCCACUUAUGUAAAGCCUCCAAAGUCGUCAAAUUCACAGAAACAGAAAAGAAUGAAAACACACCGGUUCAUUUACUACGCCGACACCGGCUGGGCUGUGGGGGCCGAGGAGUCCGACUUUGAAGGCUGGGCCUUCCCCUUCCCAGGCGUGACACUGAUCGAGGACUUUGUGACCCCGGUGGAAGAAGCUGAGAUGGUACGGCUGAUGGACCGCGACCCCUGGAAGCUCUCACAGUCCGGGCGGAGGAAGCAGGACUACGGCCCCAAAGUCAACUUUCGGAAACAGAAGCUAAAGACCGCCGGCUUCCGGGGCCUCCCCAGCUUCAGCCGGGAGGUGGUGCGGAGAAUGGGCCUCUACCCCGUCCUGGAGGACUUCCGGCCCGUGGAGCAGUGUAACCUGGACUACUGCCCGGAGCGGGGCUCGGCCAUCGACCCCCAUCUGGACGACACCUGGCUGUGGGGGGAGCGGCUGGUGAGCCUCAACCUGCUGUCCCCCACUGUGCUGUCCAUGUCCCGGGAGGCGCCCGGCAGCCUGCUGCUCUGCCUGGCCCCGUCCGGCUUCCCGCAGGCCCUGGUGGAAGGCGCGACGGCCCCCGGCAGGUCUGUCCCGUGCCGGGAGGUGGAGGUGGCUGUCCCCUUGCCCCGCCGCGCUCUGCUGGUGCUCACGCGAGCCGCGCGGCACCAGUGGAAGCAUGCCAUCCACCGCAGGCACAUCGGGGCCCGCCGCGUGAGCGCCACCUUCAGGGAGCUGUCAGCCGAGUUUGGCCCCAGCGGGAGGCAGCGGGAACUGGGGCAGGAGCUCCUGCAAACCUCGCUCUCCUUUCAGGGGAGACCCACGUGAGCCGCCUCCCCGGGGACGGGAGCUGGCGCCAGAGUGGACCAUUAGCCGGCAUUGAAGGGGGCGCCCAGCCCGAGGGUCUUUCUCAGGUCUUAAGAGGAGACUGCUUGACACCCCGGUGCCCGGCAGCGCGAGCCCUGUCCGCGAGCUGGCUCGACGGGAACGGGCCUCAAGUCGGUCCCCUUUGACCUGCGCCGCGGCCACUUGCCUGGGUUGUUUAGUUUGUCACAGCUUGAGGGCAGUGGCAUACUUUGAGCUUAAAAAUCGUUGGUACCACUUCAGGUCAUUUUCUCCUUUAUCUGUCUCUCUUAACAAGGUUGCCCGAUGUCCCAGCC